AUGUUUAGCCCAAGAUUAGUUGCUUCACAGAAUGUGCUUCCAAAAUUAUUUCCCCAUGCUGUUAGAGCCAAUAGCUUCCACAGUAACCGAUUGAAGGGAAAAGUAGCCAUAGUUACCGCAUCUACAGAGGGGAUUGGAUAUGCUAUCGCCAAGCGCUUGGGCGAUGAAGGUGCCUCAGUAAUUAUAAGCAGUAGAAAGGAAGAUAACGUUAAGAAGGCAACAGACAGCUUACGAAAAGAUGGAAUAAAUGUAGAAGGACUUGUAUGUCAUGUUGGUAAUGCAGAUCACAGAAAAAAAUUAUUUGAAUUCGCCAGCAGUAAAUUUGGUGGGAUUGAUAUUCUCGUUUCAAAUGCUGCUGUUAACCCAGCUGUGUCACCAAUAUUGGAGACAGAUGAGAAAGUUUGGGACAAAAUAUUUGAUGUGAACCUUAAAUGUUCAUGGUUAUUGGCAAAAGAAGCCUUUCCGGAACUACAGAAGCGUGGAGGUGGAAAUAUUGUGUUCAUUUCUUCAAUCGCCGGAUAUCAAGCUAUGGAACCCUUAGGACCAUACAGUAUAAGUAAAACUGCAAUCAUUGGCUUGGCUAAGGCAAUAGCCGGUGAAGUUGUCCAUGAAAAUAUAAGAGUAAACUGUGUAGCACCUGGAAUUGUUGACACAAAAUUUGCAUCUGCGAUAACAUCCAAUGAAAUAGGUAAAGAGAAGAGUUUAUCUAUAGUACCCAUGAAAAGGUUCGGUCAACCCUCUGAGAUAGCUGCAGCAGUAGCUUUUCUUGUAUCAGAUGACUCCAGUUAUAUGACUGGAGAGACAUUAGUUGUCGCUGGUGGGACAUACGCUCAUCUAUAA
Molecule: messenger RNA, 840 nt
Organism: Danaus chrysippus (African queen)
Lineage: Eukaryota; Metazoa; Arthropoda; Insecta; Lepidoptera; Nymphalidae
Source: the annotation of a GenBank genome assembly